CUGAGAGAACAGAGGCGACUCACUGUCCUGCUCUCACUCAAACAACUACAUUAACGGAGUGAACUACCGACACGGAAGCGGAGGCGCGCUGACACCGUGCGCUGUUUGCUCCCCGGGCGACGCGCAGUUUCACCGGAGUCUGCUGCCUGCCUGCCUGCGCUGUCUGCCUGCGAAAAGUGAUGCUGUCAUAGCCCCCCUGCGCCGCGGACAGAGAGCCUCUUUCCCCUCCCGCACCCCCCUGGUUCCUCUCUGGCUGACUGUCGCGGCGGCAGUGCGGAUGUGGAGCCCGCAACGCAACGCUCUUCACCCGUCGGCAAGCAUCGGAGAAGAAGAUGAAAUGUUUUUCCCGUUAUCUCCCGUACCUCUUCCGCCCUCCGAGCACCAUCCUGUCAUCCACUUGCCACACCGAAGCUGACAUUAUCUCAACGGUGGAGUUUAACUCAUCAGGGGAGCUGUUGGCCACCGGAGAUAAAGGAGGCAGAGUGGUUGUCUUCCAGAGGGAGCAGGAGAGUAAGAGCCAGCCCCAACGUCGAGGGGAGUACAAUGUUUACAGCACAUUCCAGAGCCACGAGCCGGAGUUUGACUACCUGAAGAGUUUGGAGAUUGAGGAGAAGAUCAACAAGAUCAAAUGGCUUCCUCAGCAGAAUGCCGCCUACUUCCUGCUCUCUACCAACGACAAGACAGUGAAGUUGUGGAAGAUCAGUGAGAGAGACAAGCGUCCGGAGGGCUACAACCUGAAGGAUGAGGAUGGACGGAUCAGAAACCCAUCGACCAUCACCUCGCUACGGGUGCCGGUGCUUCAGCCCAUGGACUUAAUGGUUGAGGCCACAGCCAGGCGUGUGUUCAGCAACGCCCACACCUACCACAUCAACUCCAUCUCUGUCAACUCCGACCUUCAGACGUUCAUCUCCACUGACGACCUCAGGGUGAACCUGUGGAACCUGGAGAUCACUGAUCGCAGCUUCAACAUUGUGGACAUCAAGCCAGCCAACAUGGAGGAGCUGACGGAGGUGAUCACCUCAGCAGAGUUUCAUCCCCAGCAGUGUCACACCUUUGCCUACAGCAGCAGCAAGGGCUCAAUACGCCUGUGUGACAUGAGACAGGCCGCGCUCUGCGACAAACACUGCAAAUACUUUGAGGAGCCAGAGGAUCCCUCCACUCGCUCUUUUUUCUCUGAAAUCAUCUCAUCCAUCUCUGACGUGAAGUUCAGCCACAGCGGGCGCUACCUGAUGACAAGGGACUACCUCACUGUAAAGGUGUGGGACCUUCAAAUGGAGAACAAACCACUAGAGACAUACCAGGUUCACGACUAUUUACGAGGCAAACUUUGUUCUCUGUAUGAGAAUGACUGCAUCUUUGACAAGUUUGAGUGUGUCUGGAAUGGAUCAGACAGCGUCAUAAUGACCGGCUCCUAUAACAAUUUCUUCCGAAUGUUCGACCGGAACACUAAACGUGACGUCACACUGGAAGCGUCCAGAGAGAACAGCAAACCCAGAGCCAUUCUCAAGCCUCGCAAGGUGUGUGUUGGUGGGAAGCGACGUAAGGAUGAGAUCAGCGUAGACAGCCUAGACUUCAGCAAGAAGAUCCUUCACACUACGUGGCACCCACAUGAGAACAUCAUCGCUGUAGCGGCCACCAACAACCUCUACAUCUUCCAAGACAAAGUCAACUAAAGGGCAUACCGCCCCUGCUGACCCCUGGCCCCCCCGCCACAUGAGGGGCUACAGGGAGAGGUAGGGUGGGAGAAAGAGAGAGAUGGAGCCCUUAUCUACGUCCUUCUUCUCCUCUUCCUAUGUCUUGUUGCUGCCGGUCUUGAAUUUCGCCGCUCUGCUGAGGAAGUGCAGAGUUGUGUAUCCAGUGGCUGAAUUGGGGAAGUGGACAGUGUGAAAUUUGGGAAGAGGGAACUUGAUACAACCUGGAUACAAAUUGAGGAAUAGGGUUCCUUGAAAUCAAGAAUGGACAUUCAAUCUCCAAUUUGACUUUUAAUUUAAUUUAUUUAGCCAUGCGGACACCUGAAGAAGUGAACCCUGUGCAUUUAUGCAACAACAGGAUUGCUGCAUGAAUGACAUGAUGUAGCAGCCCUCUGGACCCUGAAGAACGGGGCUGGAUGUGGGUACACUAAACAUAAAGUAGAGCACACAGACAGAAACUUAGCUUACAUGAUGGUGGCUCGUUGUCAUGUAGCAACAGUGCCCCCUCUCUUUCAAAUCUGCUCAUGCUACAGUGCAUGUGUUCAACCCUGCGGCCUCUAACUGGGGCAAAGUUCUGGACAGUGCAACCUGCUGCAGAAUUCCUACAAAAGAGGAAGAGACUGUUAAUCUCUGACUCCAGAAACUGAGAGUUUUCUCUGCCUGUGACACAACGUGGUCAAUCUUUCUAGUACCAAUUCUGUGUCUCCCUGGUGAGACUACUGUAGUCUGUAAUGUGAAUGAAGCCCUUCCAGGCUGUGUCAAUGGUUUUAUUUAAUGCUGUUGUUUUAUUAAGUCCUUCUCUCGGUCAAUGAGUCUGUUUAGAAGCUGUGGUGCCUUCUUUUGGUAUGUGGGGGUUUGAUGUAGUGGGAUCGGGAGGGGGGAGGGGACUGAGUACAAGGCAGGAGUGUGAAUGUUUCAAAUGAAAUGUUAACUUAGGAAUUUUCCUUUUGUUUUAUGUUUUAUUUGUCUUUCUGUAUAAACAAAAAGAAAAAAGCUCCACUGAGGCCCCAGGUGGUAAAGUGCUUUACAUUAUAGCACCGUCUACAUGCUUGUGAGUUCAGGGCAAGACGCUGUGAUGUGUACAAUGUAAAUGUUGCUCUUAUCACAUUGCUGUCAGUCUGAUGUCAUCAGUUUGCAAGAGACAAAGCCACAUCAAUAAUUUUGUUGCAAAAUUCCUGUUGAAAAAAAAAAUUUGUACAAUCUUAUUUGGAUAGCACUGAAAAUGAUCUGUAGAUGGUAGAACCAUAAACUUUUCAUGUUGAAUUAUUGAACUUAAACUUGAGGCAUAAUGCUAGCAUAGCUCUUCUUGCAUGCGUUGGAUCUGAUUCUGAUGAAACAGACAGCCUGCAUAUAGAUUAACACUUCUACAGAUCAUCUGAGGCACUAUGCAAGUAAAAUAUUUGGCUUCUUCCAGAAGUAGCCAGUUUAAAAAUGUUUGAUUUUAGAUUUCUUUCGUGCCAGUCCAUGUUCCUCCUCUUGCUGAAGAUGGGUAACGUGAAACAGUAGCAGGUUGUGUUUCAGCACUUGGCACUGAUCAGUUUGGAGAUCCUAGCUUGUCUCAGAUUUGUUUUAAGAGCCACCUCCCAUAAAAGGAAAGCAGUUAAAGGUCUAAAUGAACUCUGUGAAAUCAGGGAAUUAUUAAGUGUGAUUCCUUAAAACAGUAAUGUCUUCUAAACAACCUCCUUUGUGACACUAAUUGAAACAAAAAAACUUUUAUAGCUCAGAAUGUAUUGAAAUGCAAUUAAUUACCAUGCAGUCUUUAUGCUUACUGGACUUUCUUUGAAUAAAAAAAGAAUAAAGAUGUGCAAGUUCAAAA
Molecule: messenger RNA, 3507 nt
Organism: Micropterus dolomieu (smallmouth bass)
Lineage: Eukaryota; Metazoa; Chordata; Actinopteri; Centrarchiformes; Centrarchidae
Gene: ppp2r2ba
Product: protein phosphatase 2, regulatory subunit B, beta a
Exons: 10
Coding region: 333-1673 (446 amino acids)
Biological process (GO): peptidyl-serine dephosphorylation
Cellular component (GO): protein phosphatase type 2A complex; cytosol
Molecular function (GO): protein binding; protein phosphatase regulator activity
Source: RefSeq, a predicted model, not a curated record